Platichthys flesus (European flounder) is the source of this 2263-nucleotide messenger RNA. Its product is annotated as WD repeat domain phosphoinositide-interacting protein 1-like. Gene Ontology annotation, molecular function: phosphatidylinositol-3,5-bisphosphate binding; protein binding; phosphatidylinositol-3-phosphate binding. Gene Ontology annotation, cellular component: extrinsic component of membrane; phagophore assembly site membrane; cytosol. Lineage: Eukaryota; Metazoa; Chordata; Actinopteri; Pleuronectiformes; Pleuronectidae. Bases 330 to 1679 code for a protein of 449 amino acids. The record is from RefSeq and is a predicted model, not a curated record. The transcript is spliced from 12 exons. Gene Ontology annotation, biological process: autophagy of mitochondrion; protein lipidation; protein localization to phagophore assembly site.
GGAGUGACGCAUCCUCCCAUCAGCUGUUUUUGUUUUGCAGUGAGAAUAUUGAAAGUUAAUAACACAAUAAUAACACCACGCUGACUGGAGGAGGCGGCUCGGUGAGCAGGGGUUGUUUUCCGGUCUAUUGUUGGGCUGAGUCCGCUCUGUGUGUGUUUGUAUGUUUGUGUGUGAGAUGUGUACCACCUGAACCGGACAUUCCUCUCCCCGGAGAAGAGUGUGAGCGUGGCGCUUGGAGAACCAGAGGAAGGGGGGCAAGCGGGGAUCGACCCGAGCCCUAAGGCCUCCGACCUCGGCCGGCGAGACGGGGAGCGAGCUCGGCGGCUCGGAUGGAGACCGAGGACCGGAUGGAGACCCAGGACCUGCCGGAGGGCCCCGCGGCGGACCGAGGCUUCAUCUGCGCCUCCUUCAACCAGGACACCACUUCUCUGUCAGUGGGCACCAAGACGGGCUACCACCUCUUCUCAGUCACUGCUGUGGACAAACUAGAUUGCAUCCAUGAGGGAGUCGAAUGUUCGGACGUGUUUAUAGUGGAGCGGCUGUUUUCCAGCAGUCUGGUGGUGGUGGUCAGCCUGUCCUUGCCGCGGCGGAUGAACGUCUACCACUUCAAGAAGGGAACAGAGAUCUGCAACUACAGCUACUCCAACGACAUCCUGUCCGUCAGGCUCAACAGACAGCGGCUGGUGGUGUGCCUGGAGGAAUCCAUCUACAUCCACAAUAUCAAAGACAUGAAAUUACUCAAGACCCUGCUCAACACGCCCACCAACCCCUCAGGUCUCUGCGCGCUUUCCGUCAACCACAGUAACUCUUACCUGGCGUACCCUGGCAGUGCCACCAUCGGGGAAAUCACCAUCUAUGAUGCCAACAACCUGAGCACUGUGACGCUGAUUCAGGCCCACGACAGUCCCUUGGCUGCCCUCACCUUCAACCCCUCUGGCACCAAACUGGCCAGCGCCUCAGAGAAGGGUACUGUUAUUAGAGUCUUUGGCAUUCCUGAAGGACAGAGACUGUACGAAUUCCGGCGAGGGAUGAAGAGGUAUGUCAGUAUCAGUUCCUUGUCCUUCAGUGCCGAUGCCCAGUUCUUAUGCGCCUCCAGCAACACUGAGACGGUCCAUAUCUUUAAACUGGAGCAGCACAGCCCGAGUCAAGAUGAGGAGUCUCCUACAUGGUCAGCGUAUGUGGGUAAAAUGUUCACAGCAGCCAGCACCUAUUUGCCCGCUCAGGUGUCCGACAUGAUGCAUCAGGACAGAGCCUUUGCGACUGUACGACUCAACAUGUUCGGCCUAAAGAACAUCUGCGCCCUGGCCACGAUUCAGAAGCUCCCUCGUCUGCUGGUGGCGUCCUCGGACGGAUUUCUCUACAUCUAUAAUGUGGAUCCACAGGACGGAGGCGAGUGUGUCCUUGUCCAAAGACACAGGCUGUUUGACUCCGGCGAGGAGCAGGUGGAACAGAGCGAAGAGGACAAAACGGAGGAUGUCCCUCCCCAAGCAGCCAGCCAAUCAUACGCUGCCACUGUAGCACUCCCUUCAACCCCACCCUUGGCCACCACUCUCAUGGGUUACUCUGAAGAUGGUGGAGCCCAGAAAGGCGACGUCAUCCCGGAGCAUGAAUUCGCCGAGAGCCCCGUCUGUCUGGAUGAUGAGAAUGAGUUUCCCCCAGUCGGCAACCAGAGUAACUGACCAAAUCCCCCCCCCCCCCAAACCCUCCCAUCCCUGCGAACAGUCCGACUCAACUUGCUUGGAGCAUGGAUGGAGGCUGGAAAACUUCAAACAAUAUUCCUGACGUGUUGAGACAUUGUUGCAUCGCCCCCAGCUUCCCACAUGUACCUCUGCUGGCCUUGGGUCAAAUCUGCAUCCCUCUCGCUUUUGUAAGGUAUAUUUAAGAAAAAAGAAACAGUCAGAACAUUUCAAGCUUUUUGCUGAAACAGAAUAAAAGCCGGUCUGAUAAGUCCCAGUGUUAGCUACCGUAUUCUGCCAUAAAAAAACUGCUCUCUCAUCCCUUGUUCCCUCUUUAAAUAAGGACCUGACAUCACAGUGACAUCAUAUUAUCAUGGCAGCAACCAGCUGAGCAUGUGAUUGGUCCAGCAGAAUAUGAAAUCCUUUUGAAAUUUUUUUCCAUCACUUACAAAUCCUUAACAUUGGAAUAUCUGUCUUCAGGGCAUUUUUUGUCAAUCAGGCCGCAAGACGUUUGGAGCUUUGUGACGGGCAUUACAUGAGUAACACCUCGAGAGACAGAGAGAGAGAGAGAGAGAGAGAGAGAGAGA